Molecule: messenger RNA, 2427 nt
Organism: Capsicum annuum
Lineage: Eukaryota; Viridiplantae; Streptophyta; Magnoliopsida; Solanales; Solanaceae
Product: U-box domain-containing protein 4
Exons: 2
Coding region: 586-1914 (442 amino acids)
Cellular component (GO): cytoplasm; nucleus
Molecular function (GO): protein binding
Source: RefSeq, a predicted model, not a curated record
UCAAAAAUUUCGAUCCAAUAUGAUAAUUCGAUAUAUACCAUACUAUACUCUCCGCUGACUAGUACAGUAGUACUAGUACAAAACAAAUCCACUCAUUUUCACCCUUUCUUCUUCCCCUCUGUUAUAAAGCCACCAUUUCCAAUCACAAAUUCCAGCUCAAAUUCCGCCAUUAAAAUCUAACAAACACUAUCUAUCAACCCCCUUUCCUUCAUUUUGCUUCACUUCCCUUUUUCUCCUCAAUAUUCCACUAUUAAUAACAUUUUCUUGAAUUUACCAAAUCCAACAAUUCUUCACACCAAUUUUUUGCCCCUCACAUUCCACCAUGAACAAUUUCUUAAUCCAAUAACAACAAAAAAUAAAGCACCCCUUUUUACCAAAUCUAACAGUUCUAACUUCAUUGUUGUGUGUCCUUUUUUCGAAUUUCGUGCACAGCGAAAGCUUUAGUUCUUUCCUUCAUCGAAUCCUGCACAUUGUGAAAACUUUAGUACUGUACUCCUCGAAUUACGCGCAUAACGGAAGGUUUAGUAUACCGUACUAUAUUUUUCCAUUUUUGCUUUUUUUUUUUUUUUGUGGAAGUUCCCAAAAAUGGUUUCACUGGAAAAUUCUCAUUCUCAUACUCAUCAUACUCAUGUUUCUUCUUCUACUACGACUACUGCUACUGCCCAUUACACCCAAACACGCCCUUAUUACUAUACACCCAAGCAUCACCAUCGUCCAAUUGGCCGGUCCAUGCGUACUAUCCGGUCUACUUUCUAUCAACCUGAUAACUCCGGUCCGGUUUACGAAUCCGAUUCCAUCGUCGAUUUUCGCCUUACUGAACUCGCUGAAAAACCCGCUCCGGUUCAUGAAACCGGUCCCGGUCCGGUCUACCUUGAUUUUCUAGAACUUUCUCAAACUUUCAGUGAUUUCUCCGCUUGUAGUAGUGAUAUUUCCGGUGAAUUAGAACGUUUAGCUCAAAUCCCGGGUCCGGGUCAACCCGACCCGGAACCAGAACUACCCAACCCGGAACCGGAGAUUGUUGAGAUUGUUGAACCGGAGGACAUUGAAUCAACGGUGAAACUUUGUGUAGACUGGUUACAAUCACCAUUAGUAGCUGUGAAAAGAUCAGCAGCGGAGAAGCUGAGGAUUUUUGCGAAGAAUAGAGCUGAUAAUCGGGCGUUGAUAGGUGAAUUAGGUGCAAUUCCGGCAUUGUUACCGCUGCUCCGGUGUCCUGAUCCGUGUACACAGGAGCACGCGGUAACAGGUUUACUAAACCUAUCGCUUCAUGAGCCGAAUAAGGCGUUGAUAGCGAAUUCAGGGGCGAUAAAGUCAUUGAUCUACGUGUUGAAAACGGGGACUGAAACAUCGAAGCAGAAUGCAGCUUGUGCAUUGUUAAGUUUAGCAUUGAUAGAUGAGAAUAAAUUAAGCAUUGGUGCUUGUGGUGGUGUUCCUCCUUUAGUUAUGUUGUUGAUUAACGGGACAAAUAGAGGGAAGAAGGAUGCGUUAACGACGCUAUAUAAGCUGUGUACGGUGAGGUUGAAUAAGGAGCGUGCGGUGAAUGCUGGUGUAGUGAAGCCAUUGGUGGGGUUAGUGUGUGAGGAAGGGACGGGGUUAGCGGAGAAGGCGAUGGUGGUGUUGAGUAGCUUAACGGGGAUUGAGAUGGGGAAGGAGAGUAUCGUUGAGGAAGGUGGGAUUGGUGCAUUGGUAGAAGUGAUUGAAGAUGGAUCGGAUAAAGGGAAGGAAUUUGCGGUGAUGACACUUUUGCAGUUGUGUGUUGAUAGUGUAAGGAAUAGAGGACUUCUUGUUAGGGAAGGAGGGAUUCCUCCUCUUGUCGCGUUGUCGCAGACUGGUACUGCUAAAGCUAAGCAUAAGGCGGAAACAUUAUUGGCAUACUUGAGGGAACCGAGACAAGAGGCUUCUACUUCAACUCCGUAGAGAGGUAUCAGCUUAUAGAAAGUGUUUUGAAGAGUUUGUACAGAGUGGUUGAUAAAUUUAGGAGUUCAUUACAUACGUUAGGUAAUCAAGAAAAAUAAAUAUGAAGUUAUUUUUACCUGUUGCUGGUGGGAGUUGACAGGUAUCAUGUGGAAUUAGUCGAGGUGCGCACAAGCUGGGCCCGGACACCACAUUUAUUUUUUUAAAAAAGUGUUAGUUUAAGGAAACUAACCUAUUUAGGUGAUUUUUUACUUGGUAUUACAGAGUAGCUACUAUUAUCUGUUGUUUCGUAAGAAUUUGAUAACGAUCCCUUCGUUUUGUUUGGGUGGUCCAAAUUCUUCUGAAAGGGUUACUAAUUUUCUGAUUCUUUAGUGUGUAAAAAAGCAAACCAUAUCAGUAUGCUUAAGAAUUUUUUCUGGUUUUUGGUUCUUGAACAAGAUUAUAUAUUUGUAGUUUCUUGAUUUUGUGACUGUAAUGAGAUAUUUUCUUAAUUUUAUAUGACUGAAAGUUCUUUUA